CACACAGGCAGUGACAUUCGAUAGCCCUCAGUGAUGUGGAUUCUGUGGCUGUGUUGUUGAAAAGGUCACUUCUCGGGAGAGGCACAAAGAACGAAAUGCUGGACUGUUGUGUCGUUAUUUUUCUUAACAUAGUAAACACUUAAUACGUUAGUGGUGCCUUGAAUGAGUGAAACCAGGACAGAGAGGAUAAAGAGGAACCCUUGCUUCAUAAGUAGUUUUCAGAUAUUUUAAGUGUUUCCUUAAAAAUAAGUACAAACUCUGCCACUAUGACUACCAGCAUAUUCAAGCUGUCAGCGUUGCGUUCAUUUUUACCAGUGCUGGUUGGUAUGUGUAUGGGUAUUGCACUAAACAUGAUGGUCGCUCCUUUUUUUGAUGAAAUGUGUGACACAUCCAAGGCAGCAAACCCACAGAAUGUCAUUGAGCUCCACCAUAGAAACAACAAUGUGCGAAUCAAGAAAGAAACUGUUGACAGUCCUAAAAAGUCUGAAGCACCAGUUAAGCUGGAUCCAACAGUACCGCAGACAUUCAGCAUGCCUGGUAUAGGAAAUCCGAAAAAAUUUGUACGACCUCGAUUUGCCUCGACAGAGCUUGGUAUUAAGGAGAAACUCUUUGUGGCCGUGUUGACAUCUCCAAAUACAAUCAACUCAUUCGGUUUAGCAGUGAAUAAAACACUUUCCCAUUAUGUUACAAAAACAAUAUUUUUCACUGCCACAAAAACAGGAAUUUCGCCCCCUGGUAUGCCAGUGGUGGGCUUCAUGCAGCAACAUGGAACAUUUUUACCUAUACAUGUACUGAAGUAUAUCCGAGAUCAUUAUGCCAACAGUUUCGAUUAUUACAUGUUCAUUACAGACAGAACGUAUUUACGAGCAGAGAAAAUGUUUGAGCUGGUUAGUCACAUCAGUGUGAGCCAAGACGUCUAUAUCGGGCCAGCAGAAAUUGAUGACAAUGGUCAGAAACAUUGCUCCAUCGAAGGAGGGUUGAUAAUCUCACAGUCUGUCAUUGAAAAAGCAUUCACACAACUUGACUGGUGUAUGAUGAACAGCCAUGCUUCGAGUGCCAGUAUCACCUUGGGGCGAUGCAUCCACCACACCACUGCCCUACAGUGUACAGAUCAUGGAGGGGACAAAACUUACAAGUAUUACCACGUGGUGGAUUUUGACUUUGAUGAUGACAUACCUGUGUUGAGAAAUGAUGCUCGGUUCAACACCUCCCUGUCUGUCUAUCCCAUGCCAGACGACAUCUCACACUACAAGAUUCACAGAUAUUUUUGCCAACUGGAGUUAAACCUGACCAAACAGGAGAUAGUGAAAGCCAAGGAGAACAUGGUGUACCUGAGUGAAUUUGGACCCGGAGGACGGGAUUCCCUCACAUGGCCUCUCGGAGUUUCGGAAGCUAUUCAGCCAAAGAGCCGUUUUGACAUUCUGCGAUGGUCCUAUUUCACGGAUAAAGAUAUCUACUUUGAUGAUGACUUCACCAAUGUCAGGAGACUGAUGGGAGCUGACAAAGAGGAUGUGGCAGAGAUUACACAGACGGCGUUUGACAAGUUGAACAAGGAGAAUGGCCGCAAGUAUCGGUCCUUCCAGCUCGUUAAUGGCUACAGAAGGUUCGAGCCUGCUCGUGGCCUUGAAUACACAGUGGACUUAGAGGUGUAUACCAACAACAGAAAAGAGAGUGAAAUGAAACGGGUGCAUCUCCUACGACCACUCAAUAAGGUGGAACUCGUACCGAUGCCCUACGUCACAGAAAACACAAAGGUCAAUCUCAUAGUGCCAGUGUUCUAUGAGGAUCAAGAUGACUUCGCAAUUUUUAUGGACAGUUUCUCCAAAGCUGUUUUGGACAACAGUGAUAAUACCAUGCUGUAUAUUUUGCUUGUUUACAAUUCUCACAAUUUGAAAAGUGGACAUGACACAUUUGCUGUUGUCAAGACUACGAUCAAUUAUUAUGUGAACAAACAGACUGAACAGGAGGAAAGGAUCAGGUGGUCAGCGAUGGACUCUAAUUCAACGGUUUUAACUGAUUUUGAAAUUAUAGACCGGGUUGUCCAGGACUUCCCCUCGACCGCUUUACUUGCCAUCGGGGCUGUAGGCAUGGAGCUAGAACAGGACUACAUAAAUCGUGUGCGUAUGAAUACAAUACAAGGCUGGCAGGUAUUUUUCCCAAUUUCUUACUGGCAAUACAAACAAAACCUUGCCUAUGAACAAGAGCCUUACCCAAACACUGUAGAAUUUGGUCAGAAAUAUGGUCAUUUUGAUGUCAAUUCUUACGAACAUAGUUCAUUUUAUGUGUCUGAUUAUUUGACGGGAAGAAAGCUCCUCUCUCAAAUGGAAAUCAAGCAAGGUCAGCUUUUAGAUAUGUUUUUGAAAAAUCCUAGAAUCCAUGUUUUCAGAGCAACCGACCCCGCUCUGAGGAAUCGUUGGAAAAGUAUCGCCUGUCCUUCCAAUCUCCAUGGUGACCGAUACUCGAAGUGUCUACAGCGGAGGUCUGAGGGGUUGGCCAGUCGUGCCCAACUUGCCAAGUUGAUAUUUGAACAACAAGAAAAGGAUACUCAUGUUCCUGGAACAGCUGCAUCACAUCUACCUUUAGACUAAACUGAUGGAGUGUGCAUUUUCUACUGAGACUGAACUGAUGGAGUGUGCAUUUUCUACUGAGACUGAACUGAUGUGGUGUGCAUUUUCUACUGAGGCUGAACUGAUGGAGUGUGCAUUUUCUACUGAGAUUGAACUGAUGAAUUGUGAAUUUUUCAACGAGAUUGAAGUGAUGCAGUAUGGGUUCAAUUUUAACGGAUAUAGUGUGAAAUCACUUAAGGAUGUAUGCUGCCUUACUGUGACAUUAAUCUCCUUUCAGAAGAUCUAGAGUCCAACAUUUUUCAUCCAUUGUUAAGCUAAUUAUUGUGAACUUGGAAAGUAAUACCAGAAUGUUUGUGUUGAUAACAUUCAGGUAAAUCUGCAUUUACCAUGUAGAUAUUCAAAUAAUUCUACAUGUUAUAAAAAAACAAAAAAACAAAGGGAGGUAAUCUUAGCAGGGUUGACAGUAAGGUAGUAAAAAUGGAUCUGCUGGCAUGCUCACCAGACAUUGUGGGAAUUAUCUUCUGACAUUGAACAGAUUUUAUAGCCCACUCCAAUGUAUUGUAUUGAUCUAUUUUUUAUACAAUUUAUGUUAUUGUUAUUUUUCAUAAAAUGCUGAAAAUUUGAAAAUAUUUUCACUGCAUGUUUAAAAUUUUCAUAUUGUUUAUCUUUAAACAAAAUAUUCUACAGAACUAAAAAUCAAAUAGACAAUUUUGGAAAUUAUAGAUAAUCAUGAUACACAUAUAUCUUCAAACUGGAGAUAUUCAGCAGGUGUGUUUUUACAUUCUGUAUAUUGUACAGGUGUUCCAAUCUCCUGCCCAAACAUUCCUCUUUUCUGAAGUUAAAUCACAGAGCUGCAUACAUUUCAUCAUCCUUAUUCCAGAUAAUAUUUCAAAUGAUAUAAUUUCCUCUCAUUUCCCUGUGUGUAAGAUAGAGCUGUCAAGGGUAAGAAAGGGGUGUAGGACAUUUCAUUCUCCCACACC
This is a messenger RNA of Mizuhopecten yessoensis (Yesso scallop), 3547 nucleotides long. RefSeq names its product chondroitin sulfate synthase 2-like. Bases 267 to 2588 code for a protein of 773 amino acids. Gene Ontology annotation, cellular component: Golgi cisterna membrane. Lineage: Eukaryota; Metazoa; Mollusca; Bivalvia; Pectinida; Pectinidae. The transcript is spliced from 6 exons. The record is from RefSeq and is a predicted model, not a curated record. Gene Ontology annotation, molecular function: glucuronosyl-N-acetylgalactosaminyl-proteoglycan 4-beta-N-acetylgalactosaminyltransferase activity.